UCCACCAUCACUCACUCUUUUAUCUGCUUUGUCGCUUCACGAUAAGCCACUCGCUAUACACGAUAUACACGAGCAAUGGCACCGAGCUUGCAGCAUCCACCUGGCGUGACCUUUAUAGAUGACAAGGCUGGCUAUGUCAAUGAUGAUGCCGCGACGUACUAUGGCAGCGGAGAGUACUUUAGUCGUGCGCGUACUUAUUCGAAUUCAUAUCUUCAUGGCUUCAAUCCUGUCCGACGACCAGCGUUCCAAGAAGAGUUGCAUUCUCGUUCUCGACGCUUGUCUCAUGACGAGAAGCCCUCUGCACCACGCCGUUACCUCAUUGACGUCGAAGAGACCAUUCGCGUUAUUCUCGAGCAGGAGGACACAGACGGUGACUUCCAGAUCAGCAUCACCGACGCAGGCCCAAAGAUUCUGGCCCUCGGCACUGCUACGAGCAAUGGUUUCAAGAGCUUUGACAUUCGGGGCACCUACAUGCUGUCAAAUCUCUUGCAGGAACUGGCACUCGCGAGGGACCAUAAUCGGAAGCGCAUUGUUCUCGACGAGGCACGGCUGACGGAGAACCCUGUCGAUCGACUUUCUCGCAUGAUUAAGUUCUCGUUCUGGCAUUCGUUGACUCGCAGAAUUGACGGAGACGGCUUGGAGAUUAUCUGCGCUGAUCCGAAGAACCGUACAGGGCGUAUGAACCCGCGCAUCUACAUUCCUCACGGUGAACCCGAAAUGGCGGAAUACUAUAGGAGAGUAGCUCAGGAGAAGCCGCAUUUGAAUUUGGACGUCCAGGUCCUCCCGCCCAAACCUGACGAUCCAGCAUUUGUCAAGAGCUUGAAUAACAAACCAGGCAUUCUUGCCCUUGCCAUGGAACAUGUUGAUGAUGGGAAGGGCGGAUUGACUCUGAAGGGGAUCCCAUUCAUUGUUCCCGGUGCCAGAUUCAACGAGUUGUACAACUGGGAUUCAUACUUUAUCUCCUUAGGACUGCUCGUUGAUGGUCAAGUAGCAAUGGCGAAGGGUAUGGUAGAUCACUUCAUCUUCGAAAUCAAGCACUACAACAAGAUAUUGAAUGGCAGCCGAAGCUAUUACCUCUGUCGCACCCAGCCACCGUUCCUUACCGAUAUGGCUCUUCAGAUCUAUAACCAGCUUGAUCGCUCCAACAUGGAAGCAAACCGUGCAUGGCUGAAACGCGCAAUCCAGGCUGCCAUCAAGGAAUACCACACAGUCUGGAUGGCGGAGCCGCGCCUUGACCCAAAGACUGGUUUGUCCCGCUUCCGCCCCGGCGGUCUUGGUAUUCCUCCUGAGACAGAAGCAACCCAUUUCACUCAUAUCCUUGAACCCUACGCGCAAAAACAUGGUCUUUCGGUUCUGGAAUUCAGUGAAAAGUACAACAAUGGCGAGCUGCAAGAACCUGAGCUUGAUGAGUAUUUCUUGCACGACCGGGCGGUACGCGAAAGUGGACAUGACACGACGUAUCGAUUGGAGAAGCGAUGCGCAAACCUUGGCACGGUUGACUUGCAAGCGUUACUGUACAAGUACGAGAUCGACAUUGGGACUGCUAUUGCCGAGGUGUUUGAUGAUGAGCUCGACAUUGAAGAAGAUUUCGCGCUUUCUCCAUUCCCUAUAACUCCUGAGGCAUUCAAGGAUCCAAGCAGACGAAGGUCAACUACUAAACCUCAGACGAGUGAAGAGUGGUUCAAGCGUGCUGAAUUCCGGAAGGAAAUUAUAGACAAGUAUCUCUGGAACGAAAGCAAGAGCCUGUACUUUGACUAUGACACCGUUCAGCAGAAGCAGAGUCUAUACGAGAGUGUUACGGCGUUUUGGAUGCUUUGGGCAGGCGCAGCUGAUGAGGAGCAAUGCUGGAAGCUUGUGGCCCAUUCCUUGCAGAAGUUUGAGGUCAUUGGAGGUCUGGUGUCUGGAACUGAAGAAUCGAGGGGAAAGAUUUCAAUUGACCGCCCGAAUCGUCAAUGGGAUUUCCCGCCGCCUCACCAGAUCAUGGCAUGGGUGGGAUUGGAGCGCUAUGGGUAUCUGGAAGACGCACAACGAUUGGCGUAUCGAUUCUUGUACAUGAUGACAACUGCAUUCGUCGAUUUCAACGGCGUCGUACCUGAGAAGUUUGAUGCGGUCAAAUUAUCUCACCUCGUCGACGCAGAGUAUGGGAACCAGGGUAUUGAUUUCAAGAUGGUCCCCCGUGAAGGCUUCGGCUGGAUGAAUGCUGCAUACCAGGUGGGGUUGUCUUUCCUGACAACGCACAUGCGUCGCGCUGUGGCUGCCUGCACGAGUCCGGAGGUAUUCUUCGGUGGUUCCAAGGCCGCUGACGUUGUGCCGCAGGCUCGUGACAAGACAGAUGCUCUUGGACUGGCAAUGGAGGCGCUCACGAUGUCUAACCCAUCUUGAGUUUAUGCGCCGCACUACCUACCUUUCCGCCUAUUUAUGUUGCGUGACAUACCGGGACUUAGAUUUUCCAACGUUCACUAGUUCCUCCGCAUGCCUAAUUUGAUCAUAGACGUAUAGAGUCAAUCGUGUCGAAUGGUUUUUAUUUUACCACAAUCCCUUUUCUAGACGUCCACUUUGCAUAGCAGUCCUUUUAAAUUACAGAUAUCGUACAUCAUCACGCUUUUCCUAGCACUCCACUCCGUCCAUCAUAUGUUCUUGCACAUCUCUAGCCAUUUCCCAGUAGCUUAAAAGCAUUUAUAAGUAAUGUACGUUGAGUCGGAUCC
Molecule: messenger RNA, 2705 nt
Organism: Fomitiporia mediterranea MF3/22
Lineage: Eukaryota; Fungi; Basidiomycota; Agaricomycetes; Hymenochaetales; Hymenochaetaceae
Product: trehalase-domain-containing protein
Exons: 10
Coding region: 76-2382 (768 amino acids)
Biological process (GO): trehalose catabolic process
Cellular component (GO): cytoplasm
Molecular function (GO): calcium ion binding; alpha,alpha-trehalase activity
Source: RefSeq, a predicted model, not a curated record